Arabidopsis arenosa is the source of this 3733-nucleotide messenger RNA. The record is from the annotation of a GenBank genome assembly. Lineage: Eukaryota; Viridiplantae; Streptophyta; Magnoliopsida; Brassicales; Brassicaceae.
CCAAGCCAAUCAUCCCAUCCAAUGAUUAUCGAUCUUGCAAAGCAGAUGAUGUCUAUCUCAAGGGAAUGCACCUGUUCCUCGUGCUUCCAGAUCUCAAGGCACUGUUCCUCGUGCUUCCAAUUCUCAUGGGAAUGCAUCCACCCUCACCAGCCAGUCAAAACCAACAAGCCGGUCUGUCUCCUCCACCAUCCAAUCCAAACUCUCCUAAUCCAUCUCAUUCAGCUACUCAACCACCAACUGGGCGUCUCAACGAUCUGACAUUGGAGGAGCUCCUUGACAGUCCGGGGCUUCAGUCUCUUCAGAGACUAGAUCCAAAUCGUCCUCCGGAACUCUCUGGUUUGACAUUGAUACUUCAGUUGCAGCUUCUGUCCGCAAGAUUUUUGAAAGAGAUUUCAAGGAACCUCAUGCCAAUUGGACAUAGACUCCUGAUGCAGUGGUCAAUCCAAAUGUACAACUGGGACAAGUCCAUAAAUGAGAGAGUUAGAGAUGAGUUUGAGGACACGUUGAAGGAUAGGAUGUCUGAUCAAGUUUCUCGGUGGAAGGGAAAGUGGAAGAAUAUAGGUGAUGAGGCAAAGCCUAAAUGGAUUGAUCCUCAAGUGUGGGCUGGACUUGUUCGUUUUUGGCGUGAUCCUAAAUCAGAAAUUAGGAGUAUCAACAGUAGAAAUGCCCGAUAUCAUGAUCCUGAUGGCCUUGGUAUAUCUAAACACCGUUCUGGCCAGACCUCUUUCAAAUCCCGUGCCAGAAAGCAUUGUGAGGAGACUGGUGAUUCAACUCCAGAUUUUCUGGUGGUUCUUGAGCAAACUCAUCGCAAACCUGAUGGGACUUUCAUUGAUAGAAACUCUGCUUCAGGUGGAUUAUCAGUGGCUGCCAAGAACAAGAUUUAUGCUCAGGUUGCUCCAAGGAAGAAAGGAAGGUUGUAUGGGGUUGGUUCUCUGCAGAAUGAAGCAUCCUCAGUCCAUGUUGGUCCACUGCCUACUCAUAAUGAUCGAGAGGCUCUAUUGGAGAAGCUUGCUGCUGCUGAAGCUCGUCUUCAACUUCAGGCUGAGAAGAUCAAUAGCUUCGAUGCCUAUUGGCAAUACCUCGCAAAGAAGGAUCCAGUGUUUGCAGGCAUGUAUCGAGGACCAUCUGAACCGGCAAAUGGAGACGCCACAAGAACAGCGGAGGCCAACGAGACUGGAGGCGAUCAGACCGGAACCGAUCAGACCGGCGGAACUGAGACAGGAACUGACGUCUCUCACCACAUGCAUCCCUUCUGUUGCGUUACCACUGUCUCUGAUCACUCUCCUUCGAUGCCUCCGUUACCGGAACCACAACCGCCUCUACCGAUACACGCCGCUGCUUCCUCCGCAACGCCUUUUGGUUCCGCGAGAUCCGAGCCGAUUAUUUCUCGAUCUGCUUCUCAGAGUUAUAAUCAUCAUUCAGGUCAAUUGAAUAACAAUCAGAAUCUUAUUCAUAGUCUUUCGUUUAAUCACCAGAGUGAUGUCGCGAAUCGAUUGGGGCAACGCGUUUUAGCUUUGCCGGCGGCGGUUAGAGAACCUCCGGUUGAUGUUAAGAUUAACGAUAUCGUUGGGAAUGGAAUUGCUGGGAUUUUGUAUAAGUGGGUGAAUUAUGGUAGAGGAUGGAGACCUAGGUGGUUUGUUUUGCAAGAUGGUGUGCUUUCUUAUUAUAAGAUUCAUGGACCUGAUAAGAUCUUUGUUAGUCCUGAAACUGAAAAAGGAUCUAAAGUUAUCGGAGAUGAGUCUGCUCGUAUGAUCUCACGGCACCACCGCCGUGGCGGAAGCAGCAGUAGUUGCCAGCAUCGCCGCAAGCCAUUCGGAGAAGUCCAUCUUAAGGUUUCUUCAGUUAGGGAGAGUAGAUCAGAUGAUAAGAGGUUUUCCAUUUUUACUGGUACAAAGAGGCUUCACUUGCGUGCAGAGACGCGGGAGGACCGAACAACUUGGGUUGAGGCUUUACAAGCUGUUAAAGAUAUGUUUCCAAGGAUGUCUAAUAGUGAAUUGAUGGCUCCGACUAACAAUUUGGCCAUGUCUACGGAGAAGCUUAGGCUAAGGUUGAUUGAGGAAGGAGUUAGUGAGUUAGCUAUUCAGGACUGUGAGCAAAUUAUGAAGUCUGAGUUCUCAGCACUUCAGAGCCAGCUGGUGCUUCUCAAGCAGAAGCAGUGGCUUCUCAUUGAUACUCUUAGGCAGUUGGAGACGGAAAAGGUAGAUCUGGAGAACACUGUUGUAGAUGAGAGUCAAAGACAGGCUGAUAAUGGAUGUUCCGGUGAAUUGAGACACGAGAAGUUCAGUGAAGGGACUGCCACCGAAUCUGAUGAUGAUAAUGAACGCGGUGAUGCCGCCGAGGAGGAAUUUGAUGAGGAAGAAAAUACCUUUUUUGAUACACGUGACUUUCUUUCUUCAAGUUCUUUCAAGAGUAGUGGUUCUGGUUUUCGUACGUCAUCAUUUUCUUCCGAUGAAGAUGGCUUUGAGUCCGAAGAUGAUAUUGAUCCUUCCAUCAAGUCUAUUGGAUGCAACUAUCCUCGCGUCAAAAGGAGGAAGAAUUUACCUGAUCCGGUUGAAAAAGAGAAAAGUGUUAGCCUUUGGUCAAUGAUCAAAGACAAUAUAGGCAAGGACCUAACAAAAGUCUGUCUUCCUGUUUACUUCAACGAGCCACUUUCUUCUUUACAGAAAUGUUUUGAGGAUUUGGAAUAUUCAUACCUUCUUGACCGUGCAUUUGAAUAUGGCAAAAGGGGAAAUAGCCUCAUGAGGAUUCUCAAUGUAGCUGCUUUUGCUGUAUCUGGGUAUGCAUCAACCGAAGGAAGAAUCUGCAAACCUUUUAAUCCAUUGUUAGGUGAAACAUACGAGGCAGACUAUCCAGACAAAGGCCUUCGAUUUUUUUCAGAAAAGGUCAGUCAUCAUCCUAUGGUUGUCGCAUGCCAUUGUGAUGGCACGGGAUGGAAAUUCUGGGGAGACAGCAAUCUUAGGAGCAAAUUCUGGGGUCGAUCUAUUCAGCUUGAUCCUGUUGGUGUAUUGACUUUGCAAUUUGAUGAUGGAGAAAUCCUUCAGUGGAGCAAGGUGACUACAUCAAUAUACAAUCUCAUACUUGGUAAACUGUACUGUGAUCACUACGGUACAAUGCGUAUUGAGGGCAGUGCUGAAUACUCAUGUAAACUUAAAUUCAAGGAGCAGUCCAUCAUAGACCGAAAUCCUCAUCAGGUUCAUGGUAUAGUUCAAGACAAGAGUGGGAAGACAGUGGCAACGAUGUUUGGGAAAUGGGAUGAGAGCAUGCACUUUGUGACGGGUGAUUGUUCUGGGAAAGGGAAACAGAGUGAAGCUAUGUCAGGAGCUCAACUUCUCUGGAAACGGAGCAAACCUCCUGGAAACGCAACAAAGUAUAAUCUAACACGUUUUGCAAUCACGUUGAAUGAGCUUACGCCUGGGCUUAAGGAGAGCCUUCCACCAACGGAUUCAAGGCUGCGACCGGACCAGAGGUAUCUCGAGAACGGAGAGUUUGAAAUGGCCAACACAGAGAAGUUGCGGCUGGAACAGCGACAACGUCAGGCUAGGAAGAUGCAGGAGAGAGGAUGGAAGCCGAGGUGGUUCAUGAAGGAGAAAGGAAGCGAGUCAUACCGAUACAAAGGAGGUUACUGGGAAGCCCGAGAGGAUGGAUUAUGGGUAGACUGUCCAGACAUCUUCGGCCACAUCGAUUCCGAUCAACAAAUGAUAGAGUAAAAAGAAAAUAUAAGCCACAUCGAUUC